AUGAGCGCGCCCGCGAGUGUGGAAGAGCUGCGGCGGCAGCUGGAGGCGGAGCAAGACGCUCACGCAGCGACCAUGGCGCAGCUGCAGGAGCAAACACGCACCUUCCAGGCAGUGCUGGCGGAGCAGCAGGAGGCCUUCACAGACCUCAUCACCCGUGUCACGGAGCUUCGAGUGGCGAAGGGCGAAUGCAUGGCUGCUCAAGUCGCCGGUCGCACACAGCACAUGACGUUCAAUACCGGCUCGGACCUGCUUGACGGCUUCUUGUACAGCUUGCAGGCGAAGCUGGAAGAUCCAGAGAUGCCCGUCGCCACCUCCGUUCUCCAGAAGCUCGAGAACGCCGCACUGGAAGCGCUCACGCCGUACGGACCCGGACGCGUGUCCGCCCUCUUAAGCAGUAACUCCUCUGCUGUGCGCACUACGGGCCUCCUCGUACUGUUCCCCAAUGAUGUGCGUGGCGUGCGACAGUGGGCACGGAAGCAUCUGAGCAGCUGUGCUUCCUGCGCCGCUCGACAGGCGCAGCUGCCGGCGUGGACGCCGUACCGCUACGACAGCAAAGAGGCCGGCUUCGCCGCAGCCCCCAACCUUCGAGCGAUUCCGAACAAGCACUACCACCACGUCGCCAUCUCCCUUCAGCAGGAGCGCAGCAUAGCGGACCGGAUGGACACCGAGAACCAGCUCGUCAUCAUGCGCACCACGGCGCUUGUGCGCGUGCAAUCAGCGCAGACAGGACAGCCGCUAGCGGAUGCGGCAACUGCGUGUUCGCAGAUGACCAGCAGUCUGCAGGCCUUCUUGGCAGAGACGGUGGCGGGGCUUUGCAACACCGCCAGUGUCUCUGCUCCGUGGAGCACCGGCGCCAACCCGAACACUGAGCUCUCUACAGCCAUCGAAGUCCUUCUACACAUGGUUGAGCCAAGCGUGCAGGUGCGGCCCAUGCAGCAAGUCGCCGUCAACUCCACUGGCGCUUCGUGCACCCUUUUGGAGAUUGAGGCGACGGUGAGUGUGCCGCUGCACGUCUCGGCACUGGCGCCGCUGCUUCGCUUAAUGGAUGACCCGGCGCAGCGCGACUACGUGAUUCAGCACGUGCUCACGCCGCUGGCGCGCCGCAUUGGUGACGUUCUCGGCGACGGUGACUUGGCCGCCAACUACACGGCAAUAGGUCUGCGGUUUGUUGAAGCGCUGUAUCGCAUUGCUGUGCAUCAGGGCCUCGUGGAAACUGACGGGGCGCCGAGCGGAAGAUGUACCGCGACUCCUUCGUCGUCGAUGUCUUCUCCAGGUGGAAAGGACGGGAAGAGCAAGGCACUGGAGCAGCUCUACCUCAUCCUCCAGGCGCUGGCGGUCUUUAGCACCAGUGUCGAUGUGGAGGUGGUCACUCCACACGUCCCGGCAAGUCAGCCGGAGUCGACACAGGAUGCAAAGAGGGCGGCGUUUCACCUCGCUCGUGCGCUGCUGCGGCAGUUUGCGGCCCCGAACCCACUCGUGUUACCUCAAGGCGACGAUGUGAACUCCGUAAACAUGACCUUCAAGGUUUCGCGUGCCCCGACGACCUUCCUGGAGGUUCUCAAUCGCGCCUUCAGCAGCAACCAGCGCCUCCCUCCCACCUCACGCAGCACCGCACUGGACGCAUUCAUGUCGCCCAAGUCGAAGAUCAGCCUGGGGUUGAAGCUGUUCAGCGAGCUUGUGGUGGAAGUCUAUCGACCCUAUCAUCCCUGCACGGCCAUUAUCUUGGCGGCGGAGAACGGUGUGGGUGGUCGCUCUCGUGCGCCGCCAUGCGUGCCGGUAAUCGACCUUCCUGUGGACGCGGUGGAGGCGAAUGUGCGUGUUGCAGCGUACGUCGAGCAGCGCCUGCAGCAGCUGAACGAGAUAGAGGCGUCAGACGCGGUUGCAGCGGAGGGCCGACUUGAGCGGGAAGGUAAGGCUUUCAUGCAGCACAUGGCGUCCACUCUACAGCAGGCGGCGCCGACGGAGCGACUUUGCAGGCAGUGGACUGCUGCGCAGAUCACGGUAAAUGAGGUGUCGAAAGUGUGCGUGGAUGUCUUGGUGCCGUUCGCGAUGACGGAGGUGGACGUUCGAUCAGCGACGAAGCCGCUGCUAUACCUGCACGUUGUCUACAACAGCUAG
Molecule: messenger RNA, 2118 nt
Organism: Leishmania mexicana MHOM/GT/2001/U1103
Lineage: Eukaryota; Euglenozoa; Kinetoplastea; Trypanosomatida; Trypanosomatidae
Exons: 1
Coding region: 1-2118 (705 amino acids)
Source: RefSeq, a predicted model, not a curated record